This is a messenger RNA of Vitrella brassicaformis, 2250 nucleotides long. The record is from the annotation of a GenBank genome assembly. Lineage: Eukaryota; Vitrellaceae.
GACAAAGAUUCGACAUUUGCAGCCGGCGAAAUCAAUGUGUAGCACAUCUGAAUGAGUGUCAGUCACCCACAGAAAAACGCAUCUCUCGCUACACGAUCCACACAUAGAGACAUCACACACAUGACAUGCAGUGAGUGCAUUGCAGUCCUUCAUGCAAGCAACCAAGGCAGCGAUCGCAUCUCUCUCCCAUCCGUCAGCCCACCCACCGCACCCCGUCGCUCACGCACCCACGAAGGCCCAACGGCAAAAAAAUACGCGCAAAACUGAGCACUCUCUCUCGCCGAACGCACACGCGGUCAAGCUGCUGUCUACGCUGCAGCAGGCACGGCCUCCACCUUUUUCUGAACACACAGACACACACACACACACCAAGGGUGAAACGUCGCUUCCUCUCUAGUGCGUUCGUCCGGUACGUCCGUCCUCACCAGAAGUUCCUCGACGGUCUCGCCCUGGAUCUUCUCGUACACCUCCCUGAUCUUAAGGGCGCAGAGGGUCUGGAGGAAUCCGGUGCCGUUGAGGCUACCGGGGGCGUCCUUGACCUUCUCCAUCGCACUCACCACCUCGGCGCUGCUCUUCUCGCCCGCGUUGACCAGGAACUUCUCAAUCGCUGCCAGAGAGGACACGUCGUCGUACUCGCCGUCCAUCUCCAACACACGGGCAGGCUGCAGUGGAUGGAUUGCGAUCAGUCAACACACACAGGGGCUGAGUGUGUGGCUGACUGAGUGUGUGGCUGGGCGGGUAGCUCACGUGUCCGAACCAAUCUUCAGAGUACUGCUUGAUCUUCAGACCUGCACACGCACACACCACAGACCACAACACAAAACAGCACACAGGUCCAUCCAUCCAUCCAUCCCCUCUCCCUCUCUAUGAGCCUGACCAAUGGUGGAUUGCGGCACAGAUGUCUUGGAGGGUGCGAAUCCGUCGACGUCAGCGCCGCUCUCGAACAGCUCGACGGGCGUGAAGUUCUCGACGCCCAGCCGCUGGAUAAGCCGCACCUUGAGGUACUUGCCCUUGGGGUCAUCCACCAGGGAGCUCGGCAGCACCUGGAUCACUAUAUCGGCCUCCUUCUUCUGGGGCUCAACGUAGGCGGCGAAAUCGGGCUUCCGCGACUCGAUCGACUGCCACGGGAGAGGGAGAGGGGGGGGGGUGUAUGGGGUGGGGUGGUUGUGUGUGCCUCUCCACCGACUGACCUUUUGGAUGGAUUCGAGUGAGUGUCCUCUCUCCUCCAUGUCACGCUGGAUUUUCCAGGCGAACUUGACGUCGUCAGUGAUGUCCAGAUACACGCUGAAGUCUACCAGAUCCCUACACACACACGCGCAUUGAUUGCAUUCACACGAACAGACGCAAUCCAUAAUGCAGAGCCAUCCCAUCCAUGUGGUAAUUCAAUUGUCCUGUUUGCAAUUGUGCUGUGUUGCUUUGCAAACCGUCGCUUACUUGACUCGCGAGUCGUAGAUGGGGUGGAGGCCCUCCACAAUAAAGAUGGGCGACGGCUCAAUCGUCUCAGCGGGAUCCAGCUCACCUGCACAGGCAGACAGAGAUCCGUCUGUGCGCAUCUGUCCGUGUGUGGCUAUCUAGGUAUCCAUUCACACCCACCCGUGAUGUGGUUGUAGAUGGGUUUCUCGACGGUGGUUCCCUCCUUGAUGGCCUUGACCUGCUCGUACAUGAGGUCGAAGUUGUUGGCCUUGGGGUCCAGCGCUGACAGGCCCGUCUCGGCCCUCCCCUUCCUGUCCAGCGAGUGGUAGUCGUCCAGACAGAUAAUGGUCGCAAUGUCAGACACAAGCGUGUUGGUCUCGCGACCGAUGGGCAGCAGACCGACGUUCUUGCCGCCAAAGAUCUGCAGAGCCACACACGAGAGCGGAUAAUCCAUGGUCAAAGAUCUAUCACUCUCGCCACACCUGAGUGACCCUCCUCAUGAAGGUUGACUUGCCGCACCCCGAGUCAGCCGCCACACCGAUCACCACCGGCUUCUCGCCAGGCGGCAGGGACAUCCUCGGCCCAUCAUAGACGCCAUACCCCGAACGCGGCGAUGACUCACCCACAAGCGUCACGGGGUUGACGAACGAGUUAUCGAGCCUCUUGCUGAGAGCAUUGGCUGCCUUGGGAGGGGUCAGCACGGGUGCUGCGAAUCCGGUGGAUGGGCUCUGUUUGGAUGAGCGGAGGGUGGCCGCGAUGGCAGAGCACACACACAGGGACAGCACCACGCACACCAGGCUCUUCAUUCUGCAGACAACGCGUGCGGCACAAGGGGAG